CACACGAUCAGCUGAUUUUGACAUCUGACAGUUAAUAAGCUCGGUUGAUCGAAUUCGGUUGGUUACUCCAAAGAGAAUACAAAUACCUAGGUACCAAAUACUUCAUUCACUCAAAAGUCAAACUGUGCUCAACCCAACGGUCUGCUUUGUUUUAAAAUAUUUAUUGCGUGAUAUUAAGGAACAAGAAAAAGUAUGGAUGUUUGGGAAGACUUGAUCGAAAAUUAUGAAGGCUAUGACGACGCGGACGGUGACAAUUUUUCAAAAGUUGUAUCCAAUGCGUCUUUAGUACUUGCGGAAGAUUUGGCUGAUUUUGAAAUCGAAUGGGUUGUUUCAACAUUAUUGCAUCAACCGGUGCAUUUAUUGGAAGUGAUGUCGAGCAAACGCAGUGAGGAAAGAUGGGCCAAGUGUGUUGUAGAGGCUCUGAAGCUUUUGAACUACCUGGUUCAGAAUCACAGCAUCCCACACGAGUAUUACCAUCAAAUUGUUCAGGUGUGCUCCCUACACUAUGAUGCGACAGCACGCCAACAUGCACUGACCUGUCUUACAAGCAUCUGCAAGCACAGUUCUGCUGCUGGUCUUAAUUUCUCCCGACACCUGGCUGCUCUCGAGGAGAGUUCUGUGUGCAAAGCACCUCUUGCCUUGCUAGUUGGUGCCAUAUGUGAAUAUCAUCCCUAUUUGGUGUCAGAGGAUGUGCCCAAAGUUUGGCGAAUUUUUCUAAAUAUGCUCGAUUCAAAUAAACUCACUGGAGCCGCGCUGGGCGCGGUGGCGGUGGGCGCGGGCGGCCUGCUGCGCCACUUCGGCGCCGACCUGCCGCUCACCGAGCUGGCGCUGUUCGCCGACAGCGUGGCACGCGCCGCGCAGCUGCCGCGCUGCGAGCAAGCGGCCACGCGCGUGCUGUGCGAGCACGCGGCGCUGUUCCGCGAGCAGCUGGCGCCGCGCGGCCAGCUCCGCGCCGCGCUGUGGGGCCGCGCGCGCGCCGCCGAGCCCGCGCGCCGUGCGCUGCUGCAGUUGUACGCGCAGCUACCGCACACGCUCGACCGCCAUCAGCUGCAGGAAAUAACGGAAAAGGAGCUCUUGCCGCACAUGUCGAGCAGCUCGGGCGCGGUGCGCGUGACGGCGCUGCGCGCGGCGGCGCUGUGCGGCGCGCUGGAGCCGCUCGACCGCGUGCACGUGCCCGCGCUCGAGGCGCGCCUGCGGGCCGCCCGCGCCGGGCCCCCCGACAUGUUACUCAUGGCAUGGUGCAUCGAAAACGGAGUGUUCGGCAGCUCGGAGCUGCUGCGCGCGGCGCUGGCGGGCGGCGCGCUGGCGGGCGGCGCGGGCGCGGGGCCGAGCGGCGCGCGCCUGCUGGCCCGCGCGCUGCUCGCCGCGCCGCUGCACCUCGCUCAGACCGCAGUCAGUAUGUUGGUGGGCGCGAGCUGCGUCGCCGAGAGCGCGGACGGGUGCCUGGCCGUGUGGCGCCAGCUGCUGGCGCCGGCGGAGGGCGAGCCGGCGCCGGCCGAGUGGCCCCCCGCGCCGCCCGCGCCCCGCGCCGCCCGCCGCCGCGCCCUGCUGCUCGACCGGUUCGCGGCCUGCGUGCUGCUGGCGCUGCGCACGCACCGCGCGCGCUGCCCGACCUAUCUGCGGGGCGAAUGCACGUGCGAGGAGCUCCCGCCGCUGGCGGCGACGACGUGCGGCGUGCUGCGCGCGGCGGGCGGCGCGGCGGCGCAGCUGGCGGGCGCGCUGGCCGGCGCGAUGGCCGGCGCGCUGGCCAGCACGGCCGAGCGGGCCCGCGCCGCGCUGCCGGCCGCUCUGCGAGCCGCCGCGCUGGCGCCGCCCCACCCGCUCGACCGCGUCUGGGAGCGCUACUUGCAAAGCGUGCGCAUCGAGGAAGUGAGCGACGCGGAGCUGCAGUGGCGCUGCUGCGAGGCGCUGUGCGGCGGCGCCGCGCCCCGGCCCGCGCUGGCCCCGCACACGCUGCGCGCCGCACAGAUAAUAUUGAGUGACGAGCGAGCGGAGGGGCCGCUGUUGCGCGCCUGCCUCGGGACCGUCGCGGCGCUGGCGCGGCGCAGCCCCGCGCACGCGGACCCGCGGCUGCUGCGGCAGGCGAGUGGCGGCGUGGAGCGCCAGUCAGACUUAGUGGCGGUUGCGCACAGGUCCCUCGACGUCCCGCUUAUACCUACGAUGUUCCCAGUGGUGCGGGCGGCGCGGGGCCGGGUGCGGGGGGCGGGGCGGGGCGCGGGGCGGGGCGCGGGGCGGGGCGCGGGGAAGGGGGACCGCGCCCUGCGCAGGGACCUGCUGCUCUUCGUAGGAAGGUACGGCGCAUUAGCCGAGGAACACGACGUCGGUUUCGGCGAGCGCUGCGAGCUGCGCGAGCGUUGCGACGCUUGCGAGGAAGAACAACUGCGCUAUUUGCGGCUGUCUCCGCUGUUAACGGUCACCCGCAACGGCCAAAAGUUGGACUUAUCGCGUGCCGUCGCACUGUGCGUGUGGGGCACGGCGGGUGCGGGGGGCGGCGCGGAGGGCGCGGGGGGCGGGGCCGAGGGCGCGGGGGGCGGGGCCGAGGGCGCGGGGGGCGGGGAGCUGCGCCGCGAGCUCGUCGACUGGCUGCGGCCCCGAGGAAAUUACACGGGGCGCUGGGUUCAAUAUUAG
Messenger RNA from Colias croceus (clouded yellow), 2628 nucleotides. RefSeq lists its product as uncharacterized. The coding region runs from base 193 to 2628 and encodes 811 amino acids. The record is from RefSeq and is a predicted model, not a curated record. The transcript has 16 exons. Lineage: Eukaryota; Metazoa; Arthropoda; Insecta; Lepidoptera; Pieridae.